Molecule: messenger RNA, 5057 nt
Organism: Syngnathoides biaculeatus (alligator pipefish)
Lineage: Eukaryota; Metazoa; Chordata; Actinopteri; Syngnathiformes; Syngnathidae
Gene: topbp1
Product: DNA topoisomerase II binding protein 1
Exons: 27
Coding region: 391-4974 (1527 amino acids)
Biological process (GO): mitotic G2 DNA damage checkpoint signaling; DNA replication initiation; mitotic DNA replication checkpoint signaling
Source: RefSeq, a predicted model, not a curated record
GUUUCCUGACGGUUCAUAUAGUUUGUAACACCAGUUUGAGUGAUUCAGUGGCGCGAAUAAUAAGGCGAACGGCUGAAUGUGAUCAACGAUAUAACUUAAAAAAUAAAACAAAAAACGAAAUGUUAAUGUAUUCGGAACAUUUGCGACAAGUUACCCGAUAGUGCUGACGCUUAGUAAUGAUAUUUUAUCAAGUAUAGCUAUUUUACUUUGGAAAUGUAGCUAACCGGUUACGGGCUGCUGCUACUGAGUAAUGUUCGUAAAGUUAGCAAGGGCUGUUUGUGACGGUGAACAGCAAUACUUUCGACAAAUAUAUUUUAACCGAGUUCAUAAAACAGAAAUUGAGUUCCUUUGACGACUAAGUGAGUAAAUUAUCCUCUUGGAGACCCGCAGAUGAGGUUACACACAAUGUCUAAAGAAGAAAAGGAAGGCUUUAUUGUCAAGUUUGUUGAAAGUAAAGGACAGACUUCAGUGUAUGCUGACCAAGCUUACCAGGCUAUUACAGAGCUGCAGUCAGAAAAGUACCUCAAAAAGAUUGAUGAAGAAGCUGUAUUGAACAUGGACCAGAAGGACAAGUCCCUGUUUAUUUUCAGUGACUUUGACACUCCUGCCUUCCAGCACUGCAAGAACCUCGGCUGCCGGAUCGUGAGUCCGCUGGUGGUGGUGUUCUGCCUGCAGCAGCAGCGUUGUGUACCCAAAGCGGAGAACCCGGUGUACAACAUGGCCAUGGCCGACAUCACUGUCUCCUGCACAAGCUUGGAUAAAACGACUCGGUCCGAGGUGAUGAAUUUGGUGGAGCUGAUGGGCGGGCGUGUCUAUCUGGACCUCAACGUGUCCGUCACCCACCUGAUUGCCGGCGAGGUGGGGAGUAAAAAGUACCUGGUGGCCGCCAACCUGGGCAUACCCAUCCUGCUCCCUUCCUGGGUCAAAGCCUGCUGGGAGAGUUCACAAAACAGCCUCUUCAGGUACACAGAGCUGCCCAGGGAUGAGCACCUGUGCCCGGUGCUGCAGGGCUGCACCGUGUGCGUGACGGGAAUCUCCAGCACCGAGCGCAAAGAAGUGCAGCGUCUGUGCGAGCAGCACGGCGCCAGCUACACGGGCCAGCUGAAAAUGAACGAGUGCACCCACCUCAUCGUCAACGAACCCACAGGUCAGAAGUACGAGUGUGCGCGCAAAUGGAACGUUUACUGCGUGUCCCUGCACUGGCUCUUCGACAGCAUCGAGAAGGGCUCCUGUCAAGACGAGUCUCGCUACGCCGUGGGGACCCGGGCCUCCAAAAGCCGGCCAAACACGUCCACGCCCACCGGCUCCGGCACGAAGGAAGAGGGUCCUUCUCUGCUGGGUUUGAGUAACAUCCCUGUCAACGCCAGCGUGACAGUUAGCGACCCGACCCUAACGAACGGAUCCAUCAGCCGGAUGGAAACGCUGGACGCCAUUGAAAGUCUGGAUCUGAGCGUGUGCCCCGCGGACGACCUCCUGGACGGCUGUAAGCUUUAUCUCUGCGGCCUGCCGGCGAGGAAGCUGGACAAGCUGCGUCGCCUGGUGAACACCGCAGGGGGUCUUCACUUCAACCAGCAUAACGAGGAGCUCACGCACGUGGUCGUCGGGGAACCGGACCAGGACCUCAAGACUUUUCUGUCCAGAGCAACUCACAGACCUCAUGUGGUGACAGUCCAGUGGCUGCUGGACAGCUUCUCCCAAGGCCGCCUCCUCCCAGAAGAAGACUUCCUCCACCGUCUGCUUCCCGCUCCCGCCGAGGUGUUGUCGGCGCCGGUCCGUCGCAAACCCGCCCCCAGGCCCUCGGUCAGCCCCCCCGCCGCCAGUCCCAGCACGCCGAAACUCAAGCAAGCGGAGGAGGACAUCCUCUUGCAGUACCUGGAUGAUGACCCGACAGUCAUUGAUGUGCUGCCAGCAGGUGAGAUUGACAGGAAGUCCAUCAGCGUGCCCGCCGAACAGUCCUGGACCCUCAACCACGGGGCCGGACCUGAGACGGACUCCACAAUGCAGGAGGCCAGCGAGGCGGGUCUCUUUGCCGGCAAACGAUUCCUCUUGCUGGGCUUCGGCGCCGAGGCGGAGGCUCAACUUGUCCUGUUGGUGACGGAGAACAGAGGUCGGGUGCUGGGGAGCCGCACGCGUGCUGUUGCCGAUUAUGCCGUGGUGCCUCUUUUGGGCUGUUCUGUGGAGGCCACGGUGGACGAGGUGGUCACUGAUACGUGGCUGGCCAUGUGCGUGGAGAGGGAGUGUCUCCUGGAGCCUUCCUCCAAUCCUCUCUUCACUCCCGUUCCCGUGAUGGACGGACAUUUCCCUCUCAAGGAUUGCGUCCUUUCUGUCAGCCAGUUCACUGGAGCUGAGCGGGAGUCUUUGGUGGAGCUUGCCCAGCACCUGGGAGCCAAUGUCCAGGACUACUUUGUGCGCUUGGCCAACCCCAAGAAAGGAAUGCUGGCCAGCACUCACCUGGUGCUGCAGAGCCCCGACGGCACAAAGUACCAGGCGGCCAAGAAGUGGGGGCUGCCGGCAGUCACCGUGCACUGGAUCACGGCGUCGGCGAGGACCGGCAAGAGGGCGGCCGAGGAGCGCUUCUUGGUUGACCUUCCGCCUUCUCCUGAUCCGGAGGAAGAGAGUUUUGUCUGCGCCUCCCAGAGGACGUCCAUGCCGGGACCAUCCCAAAUGGCGCGUUCUUCCCCGGACGUCCCGCUGCUCGGUUUUCAGAGCGGCAAGGCGGUCACGCCGCUGGAUUUGGGACGGUUCCGGAGCAAAAUGUUCCGCUCGAUCUUGGAAGACAUGAAAGCAAAAAAGGUCGCCGGCGCACCCAACCGAAGCCAGGUGGUCGGAGGCGGCAAGAACCAACUCGUCGAGGGGCCCUCGCUGGACCUGGACACGCCGUCCAAGUUCCUAACCAAGGGUCAGCUCUUCUGGCCCAAGUUUGAGAUCAAGGAGGCAUUAGAGGCAGUGGAGGCAAUGGAAACUCCAGUUGGGAGGUCCAAGCCUGCGGAGAAGGCGGAGACGCCGCUGACGGACCUCGUUGAGAGGAACCUGAAGGUGGCGCUGGCCAACAGCACCCGCGGCUUCGAUGUCAACCAGAUGCAGGCCCUCUCUGCCAGCCCCGAGCUCAGCACCACCAGGAAGGAGGGGGUACAAAAGGAGACCGGCCUGCUAACUGGUGUUGUGAUCUGCGUGGGCAAGAAGCUGAACAAGAUGCAAAACGAACUGAACGCCGUGGCCGCCUCUCUCGGGGCAGAAUUCAGAACGGCCUGCGACGAUACCGUCACCCACUACAUCUACCAAGGCCGAGUGGGCGACAACAGUCGCGAAUAUCGCGGAGUGAAGGAGAGGGGGCUGCACGUGGUCUCGCAGCACUGGUUGGAAGCUUGCGGCCAGGAGCAAAGGCACGUCCCGGAGUCUCUCUAUCCAUUUACCUACAACCCCAAGAUGAGCCUGAACCUCAGUCAGAUUCCCAGCGUGGGCCCAAGAGAUACUGAGCUCAAGGCUGUAGAAGACGCUUCCACCACUGGCUGCACGAGCAACGAGCGAGAUGACCUUGCAGACAAGAACGAUGUUUCUGAGACGCUGGAGAUGAGAGAGAACCUGCAAAGAGCGCUCAAAGAGAUCAUGUCGGCCACCAUGAAGACGACCGCCAGGCGGACGUCGGUGCGACUCAGUCGGAAGGGGUCCGCCGGCGCCGACGCAGCCCCCAACACUCCUGGCGGCAGCAGGCGCACGCUGGAAGCGUUAAGGGUCUCCCACCCAGCUGCUUUGGAUAUCAACACGGAGCCCUCCCAGAGCGAGCAGAUCGUUUGGGACGAUCCGACGGCCAGGGAAGAGAGGGCCAAGCUGGCCGACAACCUGCAGUGGCCCGGUAGUCCUUCGCAGCACUCGGAGUCCCAGGCGCCGCCGCCGCAGACCGCGGCACGCCAGGCUGCGCAGCUCAAAGACUCCAUGACCGACUCGCAGCUGGUGGAGAUGGCGGGUUGCGAUGUCAUCAACCAGCAAAUUGGCAAGAAGGCCUCAGCUCCCGCCCGGGAGGAGCCACAGAAUGACAUCCUGACCCCCGAAGCCCCCAGCAUCGCCUUCCCACUCGCAAAACCCUUGGUUGCUCCAGAGCCAGAGGAGGCGAGGGAAGAAGUGAAGACUCCGCCCAGAUUCCAGCUGUCCUCCCUCAGUCCUCAGGAACGCAUUGAUUACAGUCACCUCAUUGAAGAGCUUGGUGGGGUCGUUCUAGACAAGCAGUCGUUUGACCCCAGCUGCUCCCACAUCAUCGUAGGCACACCCCUGCGCAACGAAAAAUACCUGGCAGCUAUGGCGGCCGGCAAGUGGAUCCUGCAUCGCUCGUACCUGGAGGCCUGCCGCUCCGUGGGCCGCUUCAUACCGGAGGAGGACUACGAGUGGGGCAGCAGCUCCAUCUUGGACGCGUUGCCCUCCCUCACUUUGCAGCAGAGGCGCUUAGCAUUAGCUGCCCAGCGCUGGAGGAAAGCCUUGCGAGGACCCACGGAACAGGACGGACAGGGAGCCUUCAGCGGAUGGACGGUGAUGUUGAACAUCGACCAGAGCCGAGAAUCCGGCUUCAGGCGGUUGCUGCAGUCGGGCGGGGCCGAGGUCUGCGUUCUAGCAUCAUGGCCACUGCAACUCGACUUGAUACAUUUACAGCAAAUGUUGUUUUUGUUGUUGUUGUUGUUUUUUUUCCUCCAGGUGCUGCCGAGCGGCUCGCCUUCAAUGUACAAGGUGGCCACGCACCUGUUCGCCGACUUCAGCCGCCUCCGGCUGGGCGACUUCCGCGCGGACGUGUCGGAGGCCUCCGCCCAAAACGUGAUGUGCCUGAAGCCCGAGUACAUCGCCGACUACCUGAUGCAGGAGCCCAUCCCUCCCGCGGCGCUCUACCUCCUCACUGAGAGCCCCCCCGAAGCGGCUCCCGGCACGUCGUCGCUUAAACGCAAAGCGACGGAGCGCACCUCCCGGCUGAAAAAGUCUCGUCUGCACUGAAAAACACCCUCUCCCUCCCUCUCGCUGAAAAUAUUGUACAUAAGAUUAGUUUUUCAUGUCCGAAAUAAAGUAAGCACAGCGCA